This is a messenger RNA of Ambispora gerdemannii, 2199 nucleotides long. The record is from the annotation of a GenBank genome assembly. Lineage: Eukaryota; Fungi; Glomeromycota; Glomeromycetes; Archaeosporales; Ambisporaceae.
AUGGAACAGCAACCUUCAACGACACACUCACCUCCCCGUGAAGAGCAGCAACAGGCAAAUAAUGUGCCCAUAAAUCAGAAUCAGCGCCCUCCAGUGAACCCGCAAUCAAUGCCGCAACCACACAUGCUGCACCCAUUUCGUCCACUCCUUCCAGCUGGCUGGACUGAACAUCGUGCACCCAAUGGAAUGUUUUAUUAUUAUAAUGCAUCAACUGGACAAAGUACCUGGGAAAGGCCAAUAAUGCUUCCACCACCACCGCCCAUGGGCGUUUCACCAAUGGGAGUGCCUCCUCAAUUAGUGCCUGGGGUACAUCCUUCUCCUUUUCAGUCUCACUCUAGGAAAGAACGUAUUUAUUCCUUUCUGAAACAAAUUGGCGAAACUUCAUGGUACAUUGUCAAAACCACGGAAAGCAAUGAAUUUUAUUAUAAUUCUGAUACAAAACAGUCUGUAUGGGAAGUUCCGGAAGAAGUUGUAGACGAAGUGAAGAAGAUCAAGGAGCAGGAACUAAUCGAGCAAUCAAAAGUCAGUGAAAAUGGCGGAUCGAAGAGAAAAAUAAAUGAAACGGAGGAAGACAAUAAUAGUGAAGAUCCUUCUUUGAAGAAAGUUCGAGGUGCUACUGAGGAAGGAACAGGACUUGAAGGGACAGAGUUAACUGCAGAUGAUAUUGCGUAUCAACUUCAAUUUAUGGAAGAACAAGAGCAAGAGUUAGAUGGAACCGAAGAAACAGAAAAUAAUCACGACAUCAAUACACAUGGUGAAAAUAGGACUGAAGGUGCUGAUUUUGCUAGUAGUGGUCAAAUAGGGAGAAAAACGGAACCAGAGAGAGAAGUAGAGCUUUCCCCGGAGGAGAGAAUUUUAAUGUUCAAAAGUCUACUUAGAGAUAUGAAUGUUUCACCGUUUGCUGUGUGGGAAAAGGAGCUACCGAGAAUAAUACACGAUCCUCGAUAUACAAUAAUUUCCACUUUGAAGCAACGAAAAGAAAUAUUUGAUGAGUAUUGUAAAGAAAAAGUUAUCGAAUUGAGAGCAGAAAAGAAGAAAAAAGCAAAGACUCGCUCUGUUCAAGAGGAGUUCGAAAAAUUACUUGAAGAGGAGGUUUCGCUUGGAAACCACUGGGAAGAUUUUCGUAGGAAAUUUAAGCGGGAUCAGAGAUUCAAGGAUUACGACGAUGAAAAAGAAAAGGAAAAGAAAUUCCGGGAGCAUAUAAAGUAUUUGAAAGAUAAGGAAGCAAAGAAAAAAAAAGCACAACAAAAAAGAGCAGAAAAAGAGUUCAUAGAGCUACUGCAAGAGACUAGAGAAAUACAGUACGAUUCCAGUUGGCGAAAGAUAAAACGAUUAAUUGACGAAGACCGUCGAUAUGAAGCACUCGAAUCAGAAGAUAGAGAACGAUUGUUUCGAGAGUAUUGCCGAAAAUUAGAGGCGGAAGACGAAGAGGAGAUGGCCAAAAAAGAGGAAGAACGUAAACAGAGAGAACGAAGAACCAGAGAAGAGGCAAGUCUAAGAAAAAGAGAAGCUGAAGUUCGACGAGAAUUAAGUUUUCACAAUCGAAGUAGAGAUUUUGUGAAAAAAUCUGCGCUGCACGGCGAAGCAGUAUUAGAAUUUCAAGGUUUAUUGAUUGACAUGAUUCGAAAUCACCAGGUUACAUGGGACGAGAAAAGGCCUGAACUUGAACGAGACCCGCGCUUUCAAAAUGAAAGUCUCACACUUGCAGACAAGCUCCGCCUUUUCGAAGACCAUCUCACAAGUAUCUACCAAAAGCGUCUAAAAGCAUACCACGAGCUUCUCGAUCAAAAUGUAAAAUUAGACACUACAUGGGUUGAGCUACAAUCCAUUGUAAAAGAUGAUCCACGCGCGGUCAGACUCUCUAAACAAGAAUCUGUGUUGGAACCGUUAUUUGAAAAGUACCUCGAGUCUCGGAUACAAAGGGCCACUGCUGAAUUCAAGCAGCUGCUGCAUGAGAACCAGUUUGUCGAGUAUCGUUCUAGGAUGAUGAAACUUUCGGAAGAUGGCGCAACUGAUGAAACUGGUGCCGGCAAAGAGAAAGCACCUGGUUUGACUAUAGAAGAAAUACAUGACGUCUUAAAAGAUGACCAGAGAUACUUGGUUCUAAAUCCUAUGUCCGAGCUUCGAGAAACUAUCAUCAAAGAAUAUCUUGAAAAUAUCGAAACUCCGAGUCUUACUGUUCAUCAAGGAAGAGACUAG